This is a messenger RNA of Chara braunii, 1553 nucleotides long. Lineage: Eukaryota; Viridiplantae; Streptophyta; Charophyceae; Charales; Characeae. The record is from the annotation of a GenBank genome assembly.
GCGGAUCCCAUCUCACCUGACUUGUGGAAUGUCAUGUUUGACUGGUUCCCUCCGCGCGAGUUUCAUAUAAAAGAACAUUGAUUAUUGAUAUGGAGGAAUACGGUUAUGUGAAAUUGGACGUUGCAUGUGCGGACUCCCAGUGGUGCAGGGCAUGUCGACAUUUUUUUCAUGAGGAAAAUGACCCGAUUUGUCCCUUAGCAAUGAAGAAGGAUAUGACCGUCGAUCCGAGCUCGAAGCAAAAGCAAGGCUAUAAAGAAGCUCUUAUGAAGGAUAAAGAGAAAGCGGGUCGGUCGGAAGAUAAGGACACAGACCAGGGUAAGAUGAAGGAUAAGGAGGAGGAGGGAUCCUCGAAGCAGACUUCAUCAGACGAGGUCAAGGAAGAGAACCCAAGGAAUGACCUUAGGAAGGGAUUGGAGGGGAAGGGUAAGAAGAGGAAGGGUCGAACGGAGAAAGGCCGUCCGAAUCAGAAAUGGACAGCGAAAGGGAAGGGUAAGAAGGAGGGUGAGAAGGAAGAGAAGGAGGGGCCCCCUGGGCUAGAUGAUCAAAAGGAUGAGGAAAAUAUAAAUCAGGCAGAGGACAAAGAGCUAGAGGGAAGGGAAAAGGAGGAAGAAAGGGGACAGAAACUGGAGGCAGAAAACCAGGGGGAGGAAGAAAUUCAUAAGAGCCCUCUGGUCCCCACCUUGAGCAAGGAAGCAGCGGAGAUCCUUGACGAUUGUGCAAAAAAGAUUGCGGAGGCUAAGAUGGGGUUUCCGGAGUACGUAGAAGUGUCAGGUGCAGUUAAGCAAAGUGAAGAGUUUCCAUCAAUUGAAACCGUUCCUAUAAUAGAGACGGUUACCUCAGAAGAAACGAAGUCAGAGGAUAUGGAGGUGGUGGAAGCUGCUGAGAUUUUGUUUAAAGCAAGAGCAGCAAGGAAAAAACAGGCACCAAGGAAAGGAAAGAAAGGUUUGCAGGAAACUGGGAAAAGACGGGCAGGCUGGGAAGGGGGAAAUGAAAAUAGACAUACGGGAGGAUCCUAUCCGGAAAAUCCCCCGGUUAAGAAGGGGAAGCUGAACGUCAACGGAAUAGUGUUCCGUAAAUCAUAUCGAGAUGCCCGCCCGGACUCGGCCAGCUCAGUUGAAAACACGAAGAAAAAACGACAAAUGAAAAGAGGGGACGUACAGUGGGAUCUGUCUUUUGCGGCCCCUAUGACUACCCUAUCAACAAAUGACAAAGAAGAAAAGAAACCAGUUGAGCGAUUGGUCCCCCUUAUUUGUGUCAACUCGCAGCAAGGCCCCAAGGUGUUGACCCAAGUGGCAGAGGAUGAAUCUUUGAAGUUCCCAUACGUCAGACACAGCCGUCGGAUGAAAAGGUGGUAAAGGAGACACAGAACACAGUUCUCAAAGGAAGGAUCUCAUGUAUUGGUCUUUGAUGUUGGGCAAUCACUUCUUUGUUGCAUGAUGGUAUGGAUAUGUAUGUAAUGAUUGGAUCUCACUUGGAAUGAUGAUGGUUGCAUGAGGACAAUAAUUGCAUGCAUACGGGAUAGACCGACACACGAACAAAAGCGCCUAUCACCG